AUGCAAUUUCAAAAUGCACCUAAUUGGCUCACCUUCAGUAGGGCGUGUCUGUCGGCUUUACUGUCUAUGCCUAUCGGUUACAAGUACCUCCGACUCAUAGAUAGAAUAUGUGUUCCUGGUUUUCCUAAUAUGGGUACAGUUCAAGUGAUGGAAAGUUCUUCGCUAGUCUUUGCAGCUGGCGCACCCAGGAUUCGAACGCCCCGUCAGGCAAACGUUAUCACCAGAAAUUCGAGUGUCGACAUAUUUUUGCGCGGACGCGCAUGCGCACUCUUUUUUUUUUACUUUAUCUUUCUUUUCUGCUUUAUUUUUACUUUCUUUCUUCUUCUAAUCUUUCUUUCUUCUGUCAUUCUUUUUUCUUUCUUUCUUUCUUUCUUUCUUUCUUCUUUCUUUCUUUCUUUCUUUCUUUCUUCUUUCUAUCUUUCUUUCUUUCUUUCUUUCUUUAUUCUUCCACUCUUUUUUCUUUCUUUAUCCAUUCUUUCUUUCUUUCUUUUUUCCUUUCGUUUUUCUGUUUAUUUCUUUUUCUUUCUUUUUCUAUCUUUUCAUUUUUCUUUAUUUUUCUUUUCUUUCAUUUUUCCAUUUCUUUUCUAUAAUCAUUUUUUUUACUUUCCAUUUUCUUUUCACUUUUUCUUUUCACUUUUUCUUUCUUUAUGUUUCUUUUUUCUUUUUACUUUUCUUUCUUUUUUCUUUUUUCUUUCUUUCAUUUUUUAUACAUCGUUUUCUUUCUUUUCUUUUUUCCAUUUCAUUUCUUUUCUUUACUUUUUUACUUUCUUUUUUCUUUCUUUUCUAUCCUUCUCUCUUUUUUCUUUUUCUAUUCCUAACUCCUUUUCCCCAUCAGUUUUUCUUUUCUUCUGGCCAUCAUGUUCGCUUAACAACUGCAUAAUGGACGUACAUCCACCAUGGGGAAAACAAAAAGAGACCAUUCCACGCAUCGACCCUUCUGAUGCUCUCUCUCUCUCUCAUUCUCUCUCUCUCUCUCUCUCUAUUCCCCGCAUCCCGUCAUCCCUCCCUCCCCUAUCUCGAUCAGUUUUUCACCUCCCCACUUUCUUUCUCGUCUUUCCAGAUCUCCCUUCUGGGACAACAGAGACCAUAAUUAGUCAUCAGCUCUUUCGAAAGUCUCUCUUUCUCUCCUUUCUCUCUCUCUCUCGCUCUCUCUCUCUCUCUCUCUCUAUCUAUCUAUCUAUCUAUCUAUCUAUCUAUCUCUAUCACUAUUUUCUAUCUAUCUAUCUAUCUAUCUAUCUAUCUAUCUAUCUAUCUAUCUAUCUAUCACUAUGUUCCUUUAUCUAUCUAUCUGUCUCUAUCACUAUGUCUAUAUUAUCUGUCUCAAAUUCUCUAUAUAUAUUUUCCACUCUCUCUCUCUCUCUCUCUCUCUCUCUCUCUCUCUCUCUAUGUAUCUAUCUAUCUCUAACCACCCCAACCUCUAUCUCGAUCUAUCUCUGUCUAAAUAUUCCUCUCUUUUUAACUAUCUAUCUCUAUCAUUCUCGUUCUUGCUCUAUCUUUACCCCGAAAUACCCUUAUCCUUUUCUCACUCAUUCACUUUAUCUAUCUAUCUAUCUAUCUAUCUAUCUAUCUAUCUAUCUAUCUAUCUAUCUAUCUAUCCUCUCUCUUUCUUUCACUCUCUCCAUCUCUCACUUACUCACCCUCUCUUAUAUCAAUCCCAUUCAGCAACAAUCUACUUUGAAUGACUCUUAG
Molecule: messenger RNA, 1689 nt
Organism: Acanthosepion pharaonis
Lineage: Eukaryota; Metazoa; Mollusca; Cephalopoda; Sepiida; Sepiidae
Source: the annotation of a GenBank genome assembly